Molecule: messenger RNA, 1077 nt
Organism: Benincasa hispida (wax gourd)
Lineage: Eukaryota; Viridiplantae; Streptophyta; Magnoliopsida; Cucurbitales; Cucurbitaceae
Product: TRAM, LAG1 and CLN8 (TLC) lipid-sensing domain containing protein
Biological process (GO): phospholipid homeostasis; plasma membrane organization; membrane assembly
Cellular component (GO): plasma membrane
Source: RefSeq, a predicted model, not a curated record
GUAGCCCGUCUCCUGUCUCCGGUCUCUUCAUUUCUGUUUCUGUCGAUCGUUUUCUUCUCCAGCAGAUAUAGAACAGACGAUUGAGCUCCACAGCGAAUCAAUGGCGGGGAGGACAGUGUUGAAGGAGAAGAGAAGGGCAGGAAGCUUCUUCUCCGCGACAUUAGUGCUUUGGUCAGUCUCUCUUUGUUUCGAAAUUCUGUUCGACCGGCGCUUCGAGCUGCUCUACGUCGUAUUCGGAGCUCUGUUCUACCAAUCCGCCAAUUCGGCCAUUCGAUUUCUUGUUUCCAAGGAUCCUCUCCUAGUCAACACCUCCGUCUCUCUCCUUCACUCCACUAUCACCUCUGCUUCAGUGCUAUUUGUUUUGGUGAAUCGAUGGCUGAGUUAUGGUUCAGAGGGGAUUUUUGAGCAUUCACAAUUGUUUGGAGGAACAUGGCCGUGGGCCUAUGCAGCUUUGUGCUUCUCAUGUGGAUAUUUUGCGUAUGAUCAGUGGGAUAUGCUGCAAUACGGACUAUACAGUGGCUGGAUCCCUGCGAUCUUGGUUCAUCAUCUGGUUCUUCUCAUUUGCUUUACGCUUGCUUUGUAUAGGAAUGUCACCAUCAAUUAUCUCAUCCUCACUCUCAUUUGCGAGAUGCAUUCUAUCUUUCUCCACGUAAGGCGAUUGCGAAGGAUGGCUGGUGUUCGUGACGCCAAGAGCGUUAUCGUGAAAGUUGAAUGGAUUCUCAACUGGCUAACGUUCGUUUUCGCAAGGUUUGUUCCACACAUUCUCAUUACUGCCAAGCUCAUCAUGGAUGCUUCCAAGUUCGAUAAAGGCAUCGAGCUGCCGCUUGCACUGUCUGGGAUGGCCGGCAUGAACCUGCUGAAUGCUUUGCUCGGAAUGGAUCUCUUAAGCGCUGUAAGGAAAGAAAGUUAUUACCAGAAAACUGAUCACUCUCAUCAUGAAUGAACGAGGACCAACUUUGGUGGAAAUUAUUGUAUUUGUUCUUUUUAUUAUAUUAUGGAAAAAGAGCUUAAAAAACCAUUUUUUGUCCCUAAACUUUCAUGAAAGUAAUAAUUUAGUCUCUAAACUUUAGUUUGUAA